AUGUGUAAACAAGAGGCGUGUGUUGUCUGCUGUUUGACUGUUUCGCAAGUGUUUGCAGACCAGAAUGAGCCGUGCUGGUACCGUCACGGCGAGGAGAAGGAGGCGGCAGCGGCUACUUUAGUUGGGGGCAAUCCAGACAAGGCUCAGAGGGGUUUAACAUCACAUGCUGCUGCAAACAAGGCCUGUGUGAGCUGUCCUGCCCACACUGCUGGAAUUCACUACUCAAGACUGAGUCAAGCAGUGUGGAUGGAGGAUUUGGAGCCAGAGGAACAGUUUCUGCAUUGUGCUCGGAAUGGAGACCUUCUUGGCAUCAAGAAACUCUUGUUGUCUAGAUCUAGGCAAGACAUUAACAUCAACUGUAAAGGAAAGAGCAAGUCUAAUCUAGGAUGGACGCCACUUCAUUUGGCCUGUUACUUUGGACACAGAGAUGUUGUGGAAGAAUUACUUAAAGCAGGGGCCGAUGUUAAUCUACCAAAUAGUAUCGGAGAUACACCACUUCACAAAGCUUCCUUUACAGGCCGAAAGGAGGUUGUGAUGCUGCUGCUGCACUAUGAUGCCUGUGCCACUGUCAUCAAUGGGACCGCUCAGAUUCCCAAAGAUGUCACUCAAAACCCUGAGAUCAGAAGCAUGUUGGAAGCUGCUGAGCGGACAGAGGAGAGAAAGCUUGGGAACAACCUUUUGGAAGCGGCAAGAGAAGGAGACUUGCCCACACUUACUCAGUUGCUCAGCAGGAAGAAGCCCCCAGACAUCAACUGCACAGAUCUGCUGGGUAACACGCCACUGCACUGCGCAGCCUAUCGUGGGCAGCGGCAGUGCGCCCUAAAGCUGCUCAAGUGCGGAGCCAGUCCCAGCUUCAACAACAAGCAGGGCCAGACAGCUUUUGACCUUGCCAAUGAUGCUGUGAUGAAGCAAAUUCUUCAAAGCGGCUCAAAUCGAGGAAAUGUUCGCCAUGUGAAGAAAUUUGAGGGAGCUCUGUGGAAGAGCUCGAGAUUCUUCGGCUGGCGUUCGUACUGGGUUGUUCUGCAGGAUGGGGUCUUGUCUUGGUAUUCCAAAGAGUCAGAUGCAGAAGCCAAUGUCAAAAGGCAAGGCUGCAAGCCGCUCACAAACUCCACCUGCUUGAUUCGAGCCAAAGACAACUGUUUCUUCACUAUCAAGUGCUUUGAUGAUAGUGUGCAUCACUUCAAAGUGUCAGCGCAAAAUGAUCCAGAGGCAACAAGAAAAGCAUGGCUGGACGCUUUGGAGGAACAUUCGGCCUAUAGCACCCACUACUGCUCUCAGGAACAGGGCAGCGAGACAGAAGACGAGGAUGAAGUGAUGUCACUCGGGGAGCUGUCAGAGUCACUACUGGCAGCCGAAAACAGUCAUAAAAAAUUGGAGAGGGAAAUGAAAUCCUUCAUGUCUAUGCUGAAAAAUGACGAGCUGUUUGAAAAUUUUCCAUCUACUUUUCUUCAGAAAAUGCAAGAAAUAUGCGACUUGUCCGGCGAAACAAGCUCCAACCUCAGUGUGUGUCUUAGCCUCUUCUCGCGGCAGGAGGGGGUGCGCAGUGUGAAAUUGGAGCAGGAGCUGGAGAAGAAUAAGAUCCUGUCCGAGGCUCUGCAGACACUGGCCACGGAGCACCACGAACUUGAGCAGUCGGUGGUCAAAGGAUCAUCGCCGCGCAGUCCUUUGAGUGAGGAUGAGUUUCACGACGCUGUGUCAGAUUCAGAGUCCGAGCCUUCGCUGAGUGGAUUUGAGACUGUAGCGAGUCAUUCGUCUGAGGAAGACGACGACGAAGACUCUGUGAUGUUCCAAAGCAACAGUCCGUCCACCAUGUUGGAUCAGCAUGUGGACGAGGACCAAAAUCAGCCCAAUGGAUUCUCAAACCACAGGACGAGUCUUCCUGCUCCGAUGUUUUCCAGAAAUGACUUCAGUAUUUGGAGUAUCCUGAGGAACUGCAUUGGAAUGGAGCUUUCCAAAAUUACAAUGCCUGUCAUUUUCAACGAACCAUUGAGUUUUCUGCAACGACUGACCGAGUACAUGGAGCACACCUAUCUGCUACAACAGGCCAACGCCACUCAAGACUCCAUCGAGAGGAUGAAGUGCGUGGCUGCCUUUGCUGUCUCUGCGGUGGCCUCUCAGUGGGAGCGGACGGGAAAACCCUUCAACCCUUUGCUGGGAGAAACAUAUGAGCUGGUCAGGGAGGAUCUGGGUUUUCGUCUGAUCUCGGAGCAGGUCAGCCAUCACCCUCCCAUCAGUGCUUUCCACGCCGAGGGUCUGCAGCAGGACUUUGUGUUCCAUGGCUCCAUCUAUCCCAAACUCAAGUUCUGGGGAAAGAGUGUCGAAGCUGAACCAAAAGGCAUCAUCACACUGGAGUUACUCAAGCACAAGGAGUCUUACACUUGGACAAAUCCCACAUGUUGUGUCCAUAACAUCAUCGUGGGGCAGCUGUGGAUAGAGCAGUAUGGGAACAUGGAGAUCACCAAUCACAGAACUGGUGAGAGGUGUAUCCUGAAUUUCAAACCCUGUGGUCUUUUUGGCAAAGAACUGCACAAAGUGGAAGGGUAUAUUUUGGAUAAAAGCAAGAAGAAACUCUGCUCGCUCUACGGGAAGUGGACCGAGUGCAUGUAUGUCGUCGAACCAGCCGCAUUUGAGGCCCACAAGAAAAGUGACAAGAAAACACCAGAGGAAAAGAAGAAUAAAUCGGGUGGAGAAGAGCAGGAAGAGGUGCCGUCUCCGAGUACAGACACUGUUCAGAUGAUCCCAGGGAGUCAGCUGCUGUGGAGGAUCGCACCUCGACCUCCCAACUCCACCCAGAUGUACAGCUUCACUUCUUUUGCGAUGCAACUGAACGAGCUUCACAAGGACAUGGAGGGGCUGAUCCCGCCGACCGACUGCAGACUGCGCCCAGACAUAAGAGCCAUGGAGAACGGAGACAUCGAUCAUGCCAGUGAGGAGAAAAAAAGGCUUGAAGAAAAACAAAGAGCUUCUCGCAAAAAUCGCUCCAAGUCGGAUGAAGAGUGGAAAACCAAGAGUCCUGCCCUCGGCCCAAGGUGGUUUCAACAGGGCCAAAAUCCACAUACCAGAUCCCAGGACUGGAUCUUCACCGGUGGAUACUGGGAGAGAAAUUACACUCAGCUCCCUGAUAUUUACUAA
Messenger RNA from Knipowitschia caucasica, 3132 nucleotides. The record is from the annotation of a GenBank genome assembly. NCBI's taxonomy places the organism in Eukaryota, Metazoa, Chordata, Actinopteri, Gobiiformes, Gobiidae.